Molecule: messenger RNA, 2538 nt
Organism: Hirundo rustica (Barn swallow)
Lineage: Eukaryota; Metazoa; Chordata; Aves; Passeriformes; Hirundinidae
Gene: LONRF3
Product: LON peptidase N-terminal domain and ring finger 3
Exons: 12
Coding region: 1-2211 (736 amino acids)
Molecular function (GO): protein binding
Source: RefSeq, a predicted model, not a curated record
AUGGGCUCGCAUCUGCCGCCGCACCCCGAGCCCCAGCUGGUGCUGCAGCUGUCGGCCGGGGGUCUGCAGGCGCAGAACUUGGAGGCGCCGGGCGGCGGCCUGGGGCCCGAGUGGCAGGUGCUGCUCGGGCGGGCGGACGCGCUGGCCUUUGGCGGGCGGCUGCACGAGGCGCUGCCGCUGUACCAGCUGGUGUCCCGCCAGCAGCAGCUGCGCGCCGAGCAGCUGGAGAAGCUGGUGGAGUGCCUGGCGCAGAGCAUCCGGAUCAAAGAGGGGGUGCACCCCGCGGCACCCCGCGAGUGGGACGUCUUCAGGUGUCGUAAAUGCCAGGGCUUUCUAUUCGAGCCCGUUUCCUUGCCUUGCGGACAUACGUUCUGCAAAAAGUGCCUGGAAAGGGACCGGGCGCCCGAGUCCCGCUGCGUCCUGUGCAAGGAGGCGGGCGGUGCGGCGGCCAGGCAGCUCCUGCGGAUCAAUGUCAUCCUCAGCAACCUGCUGACCAAGUGGUUCCCCUGCCAAGCGAAGGCUUCGCAGCUCCGGCAUGAAGGAAAUCUCCUCUACAAAGAGAAGAAACUCCAAGCCGCCCUGCAGAAGUACAACGAAGCGGUCAGCCUAGCUCCAAAUGAUCACUUACUGUAUAGCAACCGGUCCCAGAUUAAUUCUACUUUGAAAGCUUGUGAAGAUGCGUUGCACGAUGCAGAAACAGCGUGCAGGCUCCAGCCAUACUGGUUGAAAGGUCACCUAAGGAAAGCACAAGCAUUAGCUAAUUUGGGGAAAACAGAAGAAGCUUUAAGGGAGUUUCUAUUCUGCCUUGCUUUAGAUACUGGGAACAAGAUGGCUAAGUCUGAGGCACAAAAGCUUCUACUUAGUUUGUUUUCACUCAUCCCGGGAAAUGCUCAGGAACACUUACCCGAUAUCCUGCAGCUGUUGUCAUAUCACUCUAGAUUAAAGGGGAAUCUCCUAAAUUCAGUGGGAUCUGGAGUCACCAGCCAUAACCUACAAAGGUUGCUCAAGGUCAAUGUGGAACAGAAAAAGGGGUUUUCCAUUCAAGAGGAACCAAAUGUAACUACUUCUGGUAGUUUGAGGAAAUCUAUACAAAUUACAGAGAGCAAAAAGGACUGCUCAGAGGAGGAGAAAAAAUUCACCUCCAUGCCAGAGUCUACUUUUCUCACCUCUGAGAAAUGCAGCCUCCUGAAAAGGAAGUGCUACUCAGAGGAGAUGCAAAAUGCUGAGGUGCCCUGCAAACUGAUGAAGAAAGACAUAGUUGAUACUAGGGAAAAUAGGACUGGACAACACAUUCCAUUUGAAGUUGUGGAUCCAUCAGAUUUGGACUGCUCCCUGUGUAUGAGGCUCUUCUAUGAACCUGUCACUACACCUUGUGGACACACCUUCUGUCUCAAAUGUCUGGAGAGAUGCCUGGAUCACAACCCAAAAUGUCCCCUGUGCAAGGAAGGGCUCUCAGAGUGCUUGGCUAUGAGGAAAUACUGUAAAACAGUGCUAAUGGAGGAACUAAUAGCCAGAUAUCUUCCAGAAGAACUCACUGAAAGGAGAAAGAUUUAUGAAGAGGAAAUAGCAGAGCUUUCCAACCUAAAUAAGAACGUUCCCAUAUUUGUGUGCACAAUGGCUUAUCCUACAGUCCCAUGUCCUUUGCACAUCUUUGAGCCUUGUUAUCGGCUGAUGAUCCGGAGGUGCAUGGAGACUGGCACCAAACAGUUUGGGAUGUGUAUCAGUGACCCUGUCAAGGGGUUUGCAGAUUAUGGCUGCAUUCUGGAGAUAAGAAAUGUUGAAUUCUUUGCUGAUGGUCGCUCUGUUGUAGACAGCAUUGGCAAGAGGAGAUUUAGGGUGAUCCAGCACAGCCAGCGUGAUGGAUAUAAUACAGCAGAUAUUGAGUACAUUGAGGAUCAAAAGCUGCAAGGACAAGAGUAUGCUGCAUUACUUGUUCUCCAUGACUCUGUCUAUGAUCAGGCUUAUGUGUGGUUUAACUCCCUCAAGCAAGCACUCAAAAGUCGAAUUCUCAGUCAUUUUGGUCCAAUGCCAGCUAAGGAUCCUGACCCACAGGCUAACCCCAAUGGGCCAGCCUGGUGCUGGUGGGUCCUAGCUGUCCUUCCACUUGAGAACAGAGCUCAGCUCCCAUUUCUUGCCAUGCAAUCCCUCAAAGACCGCUUGAAUGGCAUCAGACGUGUCCUUACGUUCAUGUCUCGUACGAGAUCGCGAUGAUGGUGAAGAGCAGAGCAGGGGAGUCUCCCACAGUCCUUGACUGCAGACUGUCUCUUAUAACUUCAUCUAACUGCAAUAGUGUCUUACAGAUUUGAAUGUCAGGAUGUUUCAAGCCUGAAUUAGAAAGAGAAUGAGUUAUAAAGAGCAGGGGAUGUUUAUGGAUACUUCAAUAGUUUCCAUUUGGAACUGAGACAAGUAUUUAAUCAUUGCACUGCUAAAUUAACAAAUGUGAUAGAACAGAAAGUGGUCUUGUUUGCCAUAAACCUUUUAAAAAUCAUAAGGGUUUUUAAAAUUUCUUUUAUUUUUAUUUUUUAGUGGAUAAAGGAU